AAAAAAAAACUUUUUCAUUCUUCUCUUAACUUUUAUUUUAUUCUACUUCUACUCAUAUAUAGUGAUCAUAAGAAGUAACAACAUGCAACAAAAUUCAGAUUUGCUCUCAGGGCGCGUCAAGAAUUUGGAGGAUAUGAAGCGCCGAACAUUGGCUGGGAACUGCGGUGUUGCAGUUUUCGCAAUUGCAUUCGUUUGCAUCGUUGUGGCAUUUUCCACACCAAGUUGGCUCGUUAGUGAUUACCGUAUAACUGGUGCCAAAUUAGAUCGACUUGGUUUAUGGGUUCACUGCUUCCGAUCGUUACCAGAUGUGAAUGAUGAUUAUCAGAGAAGAUUCUUUGUUGGAUGUCGAUGGGUUUAUGAUCCAUUUACGACAGGUUAUGAUGAGAUUCGAGGAUUUUUAAUGCCUGCAUUCAUGAUUUUUACUCAAUUCUUUUUCACACUUGCCUUUAUUGGAGUCUUUGGAUCACUGAUUCUCGUACUUUUAUACUUCUUGUGUGGUGGACCUGAUCAGAAAUACUUCCUGUUGAUGCUCAAAAUCACAGCCUUCCUCCUCCUUGCAACUGGAACCUGCGCUAGUUUAGGAGUAAUCAUCUUUGCAUGCUUUGGUAAUCGAGAUAAAUGGAUGCCAGGCUAUGCAAAUAAUUGGUUUGGAUGGUCUUUUAUACUAGCAGCAAUUGGUUCUGUUGCUGCCCUUGUAUGCUCGUCACUCUUCUUCACAGAACAUCACGCACAAGAAAGACGAUUGAGACAAUUUAAAGAAUCUCAGCUUCGAUUUGAGAUGGAGCACGAAACGAAGACAUAAUAUUGUAGUCAUAGACGAAAGAUAUAGUAUCGAAUCUUAAAAAUUACAGAAAUAUGAUCUGAAUUCUUUUUUGUACUAAUCGCUCAAAAGCGCUGCAUAAAAUUUCAAGUUUAAUACAAUGAUGCUGAGCUUAUUCAUUUUUGAUAAGUUCUACAUCCUUGAUUUAAUAUUAAGGUUCAUUUUUAGUGAAAUAAGUCAAAUGUCCAAAAGUUUGCUGUCUCCAUUUUUUUCUAACCAAUUAAUUAUAGAUUAGAAUUAAGAUAUAAAGUAUAAAUCCGUCCUCAGAAGAAAUUUUAGGUACUAUUAAGCAUUCCGUCCUGUUUUUUCAUGUUGUAAAUAUGACAUGCAAUUGAAUGUUUUUUAUUUGUUUGUUUUUAUAGAAGUAAAACUUUUUUAAAUGAUUGAAAUAAAGAUAUUUGAAAAUCCGAA
Molecule: messenger RNA, 1231 nt
Organism: Chironomus riparius
Lineage: Eukaryota; Metazoa; Arthropoda; Insecta; Diptera; Chironomidae
Source: the annotation of a GenBank genome assembly